Messenger RNA from Lacerta agilis (Sand lizard), 3552 nucleotides. RefSeq names its product SHC adaptor protein 4 (gene SHC4). Gene Ontology annotation, cellular component: plasma membrane. Gene Ontology annotation, molecular function: receptor tyrosine kinase binding. Gene Ontology annotation, biological process: intracellular signal transduction; cell surface receptor protein tyrosine kinase signaling pathway. The transcript has 12 exons. Bases 1166 to 3043 code for a protein of 625 amino acids. NCBI's taxonomy places the organism in Eukaryota, Metazoa, Chordata, Lepidosauria, Squamata, Lacertidae. The record is from RefSeq and is a predicted model, not a curated record.
ACAGGGAAAAAAAUUGAAUUGCACACAUUGGCAGCGUAAUAUUGAUGUCUUCAUCCAUUCACUGCCUAGCAGAACAUUAAGAAUUGCCCCCAUCACUAAAAGUCACAUUUUGCAUGGCUACUAGUUUAGUGUAUUUAUGGUGCAUGAGUCACUGAGCUUUCUCCUGAUUGGCUGAAAAUUAAACACCCCUGGGACUGUCAGUCAGUUACAGCCAUUCUCAGCUUCAUUCACAGAUUUAUUUCGCUUGCACACAGGGAAAAUUCAUUCAGAAAACUUCAUUCAUAAAAACUGCAACAUUCUCUUUCUUUUAAUCUUCCAUACAAAUAAGCUACCAUGACCUGGCUACCGAGGAAAACCUACGGAUGACUCGAAAGGCUGCUGGAGAUGCUGAACUGUAAUGUUUCCACUGACUGAUGAUGAAUCUGAAGUCCAAUUGUGCCGGAUCAUAAAUCUACGAGGAGUAUUUUGCUUAUUGUGGUGCUAAAGGAUCUUUCAAGAAUUACCAGGGUUUUACUGAGAGAAACUGAGUUUCAUCUGCAGAAUUAUUUAACAUGGGAUCUUCUCACCUACAUUUCUGUGAAUUAAGAAUUUUUAAAAUUGCAUUUUUCCCCCCGACAGAGAAAUUCAGCAUUAAUAUGCCAAUGAAAAAUCUCCUUUCAAUGCUGCUGUUCUAGGAAAGGUAGAAAUUUAAUCUCUCUUGUGCUGUUUUGGUAUGAAAUAGUGUUUUCCUUUCUCAUUUUGAAUAUAUUUAGAUAGAAUUAAUUGCAGCCAGGGUUUGAUUAUUGCUAAAAUGGGGCUAUGGUAGUGAGAGGUCAAAGCAGAGCCUGCUUGCAUGCUUGCAGAGCUCUUCAGAAUAAACGGUUGUAGCUUUCUCUGGUUUACCUGCAUGCAUGCAUGCAUGUGUGUGUGUGUAAAUUUAAUUCAGAUUUAAUUCCAAAUAGCCAGAUGUCCAGACAGAGCGAGGCUCAGUUUAUUAAAAGGAAGAAGUCGCCUGGGAACCUGAAGAGGACACCAGUGACAACCAAAUCUGCUCUUUUCUUCUUUCUUUUCAAAAUAGUUCUGGUUUGCCUGAUUCCAUAUUUCUUUCUCUUAUUUAUAAAAAGGCGGCCGAUUUAGAGGAGGGUGGGGUAGGGAAAGAGAACCCAGUUGCAGAACUUUGAAGGCUAUGAGAGAACGCAUUCCACACAGCCUCGGCGGACACAUACUAUAUGUAGGACUGUUGAGAGACCUAGGAAUGCUUCACAGGGCUAAGUACAGUCGUUUUAAAAAUGAAUCCCUCACAUCACUGGAGGAAGAUGUGCAGAGCCGUCCUUUGCACCUUAAAGGCUCUUCGUCGUCUCAUUCCUCAACGCCUAACAUGCCCAUUGAAGAUGUCACCAUAGGGACGCCGGACAGCUCUGUCGCUCUGUGCACCUUGAUCCCUCGGAUGGCUAAUAUCAAGCUGGCCAACCCUUCCACCCUACCAAGCUUCAAGAACUUCUGCCUACGGACUAAGGAGGUACCAAGAAUUAAGCUCACAGAAUGCCAAACUGUCCCGAACAGCCCAACCUUGCCAGAAAUCAAUUUAACCAGCUGCCUGACUGCUUCUUAUUCCCGGGGAAACCCAGACAGGCCAACAAAAGCCAAAACAAAUAUCCAAGAGGACAGUUUCUUGUCUGGCUCUGAGGAAUCGGCUUUCAUAUCUAAACAGGAAAAAGACUGUAGGCAGAGGGGUGAAUCCAGUUUGGAGACUGGGAUAUCAUACGCCGUCCAGUAUAUGGGCUGUAUUGAAGUGUUGCAGUCAAUGAGAUCUCUGGAUUUUGGCACUCGGACACAAGUUACCAGGGAAGCAAUAAGUCGGCUGUGUGAAGCUGUACCAGGAACACAAGGAGGCGUAAAAAAGAGGAAGCCUCCAGCUAAAUUUUUAUCUCCAGUACUUGGUAAAAGCAACCUUCAGUUUUCUGGCAUGAAUACAAAACUGACCAUCUCAACAACCAGCCUCACUCUACUGAACAAUGAGACCCAGCAGAUUAUUGCGAAUCACCACAUGCAGUCCAUUUCAUUUGCUUCUGGAGGUGAUCCUGAUACAACAGACUAUGUCGCCUAUGUUGCUAAAGACCCCGUUAAUCAAAGAGCCUGCCAUAUACUGGAAUGUCCCAGCGGAAUAGCCCAGGAAGUCAUAAAUACCAUAGGGCAAGCUUUUGAGCUCCGUUUCAAACAGUACUUGAAGAAUCCUUCCACAAUGAUUGCUUCCAAUGAAAGAGAAGUUGUUAAUCUUGGUGGAUCCACGUGGAAUAUUCAGGAUAAGGAAGAUCAUGAAUACUAUAAUGAAAUCCCAGGGAAAGAACCUCCUGCAGGUGGACUAUUAGAUGCCAGGCUGAAGGUGCCCGCAGAACAAAGAACUAAGUGCCCUGUGCACUAUGAACAGCAAUAUUGUCCAACUGGGAGCCCCAAAUCCACAAAUAUUUAUGAAAACUGCCCAGAGGAGAACAAGGCAGUAGGUGGCUGCACUGAACAAGGGCAGGGAGCAAAGAAAGAUGCUUCAUUGCUGAAAAAUGCAAGCAAAAUGGAUCUUUUUGAUGACCCUCGAUAUAUCAACACUCAGAAUUUGCAGACCAUACCUAGUACUACCAGAAACCGCGCUGCAGAACAGACCUGUGGCAGCCCUGUUCACCAUUCAAAAUCAUUGGAAGAGGUUGAGCAGAACCUGACAAGUCUUGGAAGCAUUGCAGGCACACAGCAGCAGCUGUGGAAUGAAGAAUGCUACCAUGGAAAGUUAACCAGGAAAGCAGCAGAGAGCCUCUUAGUGAACGAUGGGGAUUUUUUGGUGCGUGAAAGUACGACGUCACCUGGCCAGUAUGUUUUGAGUGGGCUACAAGGAGGACAAGCGAAACAUCUGUUGUUGGUGGAUCCCGAAGGCAAGGUUAGAACCAAAGAUCAUGUGUUUGACAGUGUGGAUCAUCUCAUUCGUUACCACAUGGAAAAUAAUUUGCCAAUAAUCUCUUCUGGAAGUGAAUUAAAUCUGAAGCAGCCUCUGAGGAAAGGGACUGGACACCCGCAAUAGAACAAAUAAUUAGGUUGGCUUACGCCAUCCUCAAGACAAUUCCUCCUUUCUUUUUCCUAACAAAACUUCAAGUGACUAUUGUGAAACAUGGAUCCUAGGAAUCCAGCUCUGCAAAGAAUAGAUGAUGCCUCUAGAUGCUGUUACAAAAGACUUUGUGCGUGUGUGUUAUCUACUUGCCAGUCUGUUUAUCUACUUUACAUCUAUACAGUCCCAUCUGGACAGCUACAACAGUUUUACCUUACAGAAAUAAAACCCUGGAGAGCAAGAGAGAGAGGAGAUACCAAGCACCAGAAUCACUUUCUAAUGAUUUUUAGAAUCAGUAUGAAAUAUAAAAGCACAAGCAAAGGAUCACAAGCAAAAGCAAAACUGACUUGAAGAAACUGGCUGGAAUGAUAGAAAUAUGUGCCUUUUAACCAAGGAGGUGUGGGGAAAUAAAUAAUCUUUAUACUGGAUAAAAAAAAAAGUUGAUUAAUUUGUCUAGGUAUACAAUAUAUGAUUGCCAAAAAAAA